Rana temporaria (common frog) is the source of this 4321-nucleotide messenger RNA. It is a transcript of the gene RBM26, whose product is annotated as RNA binding motif protein 26. Gene Ontology annotation, biological process: mRNA processing. Gene Ontology annotation, cellular component: nucleus. The coding region runs from base 253 to 3327 and encodes 1024 amino acids. NCBI's taxonomy places the organism in Eukaryota, Metazoa, Chordata, Amphibia, Anura, Ranidae. Gene Ontology annotation, molecular function: metal ion binding; RNA binding. The transcript has 24 exons. The record is from RefSeq and is a predicted model, not a curated record.
GACGUACGUGCUGACGUAGACGUAAUGUGGUGUCGCGGUUGAUGGUGGCCGCCAUCUUACAGAUUGUGUGGGUCCUCAAUGGUUUACAUGUUAUACGGUAUCGUUAGGCUGAGCAGACCGGAGUCAGCGGCGGAGCCGUUUAGUACGUACGUUGUACAGCAAGCCGUCUAUCAGAAAUAGGAAGCGAGCAAGACAACGACUUGUGUGUUGUAGUUCUCCCCUCCGCUCUCCGACCCCAGGAGAGGUACGAACAUGAUCAUAGAGGACUUCGAGGCCCUGAAGAUCUGGCUCUCUAAGACCUUGGAGCCCAUUUGUGAUGCUGAUCCAUCAGCUCUUGCAAAAUAUGUUCUUGCAUUGGUGAAAAAGGAUAAAAAUGAUCGAGAACUGAAGGCGCUGUGCAUUGAUCAGCUUGAUGUUUUUCUUCAAAGAGAAACCCAAGGCUUUGUGGAUAAAUUAUUUGAAGCUGUGGGCAACAAGAGUUACCUCCCACCCCCUGAGCCUACAUCAACAGUCACUGUAAGAGAAGAGGUAUUGGAACAUCAAGAGAGAGAAGUGAGAAGAGAAGAGAGUAGAGAUGAAGAUAGGGAGAGAAGAGGCUCAAGAAGAACUAAUCACAGUCCCCAGCCUUCGACUACUCGUCAUAGAGAAAACAGAGAAAACAACCGAAGACGAAGUAAUUCUGACAGAGAGAGCAACUCCACGCAAAACUCUUUAAGGUCUGCAGGACAAGAGCCAAAACAAGAUGUUGACACCACAUCAUCUCGUUUAGGUGGUAGCAAAAUACAGAGUUCAAAAACUACAAGGAGUAGAGAUGACCGCAAAAAAGAUGACCGUUCUCGUAAAAGGGAGUAUGAUCGGACUAUGCCUCGUCGAGACUCAUACAGGGAUCGGUACAAUAGAAGAAGAGGUAGAAGUCGAAGCUACAGCCGAAGUCGCAGUCGCAGCUGGAGUAAAGAACGACCACGUGAAAGAGAGAGAAGCCGCAGCAGAACAAGGAGUAGGACUAGGAGCAGAGAUAAAGAUUCAGGAAAACCAAAGUAUGAGCUUGAUCGACCAGAAGCAUCAGACACUAACUAUCAGGCAGGCUCCUCCAUUCCCCACAUUGGGUCAGGUCAUUACCCUGUUCCAACACUUAGUAGCACAAUCACAGUUGUGGCACCAUCACAUCAUGGGAACAGCACAGCUGAAAACUGGCCGGAAUUCCAUGAAGACCAAGUGGACCAUAGUAGUUAUGGAAGACCUCCCAUUCCCAAAAAGCGCUGUAGAGACUAUGAUGAAAAAGGAUUUUGUAUGAGAGGGGAUAUGUGUCCAUUUGAUCAUGGUAGUGAUCCUGUGGUUGUUGAAGAUGUCAACCUACCUGGAAUACUGCCGUUCCCAGCACAGCCACCUGUUGUAGACGGACCACCUCCACCAGGUCUUCCACCCCCACCCACGCUUCUUACUCCUCCUGUUCCUCCUCCUCCUGUAAAUUUGCGACCUCCUCCAGUUCCUCCACCGGGCCCUCUGCCACCCAGCCUUCCACCAGUAUCAGGCCCACCACCACCUCUUCCGCCAUUGCAACCUGCUGUCAUGGAUGCUCCCCCAAUCUCUGCCACCAGCUCGGUUCCUACUGUUGUGACUACUGCCAUUCACCUCCCUCCUCCCCCUGUGGUCCCACCACCUCUCUUCUCAGGAGCACCAAUACCGUUGUUCCCAGAAACAUAUGAAGCUGAUGUUUAUAAUCCAGAAGCCCCAAGCAUGACAAACACUUCUCGACCUGUGUACAGGCAUCGUGUACAUGCACAAAGACCUAAUUUAAUAGGCCUAACAUCAGGAGACAUGGAUUUACCACCUAGGGAAAAACCUGCCAAUGGUAAUGUAAGGAUUGUUGUUGAUUCUGAAUCCAGGAAAAGGAAUCUUCCACCCGUAGAAGCUGCAAUACCUGUGAAAAAACCUUGGUUUGACAAACAAAACUUCAAUAGAGGAAACCCUCCCAACUUUCCAAAAAAGAUUCCAUUUCCUAAUGAGAAUACCAAGCUGGAGUUGAGGAGAAUUCCUUCAGAGCUGAACAACAUUAGCAGACUAAAUGAGCAUUUCAGUAAAUUUGGAACACUGGUCAAUUUGCAGGUUGCUUAUGAGGGAGAUCCAGAAGCUGCUCUUAUUCAGUUUGCAACAAAUGCGGAAGCAAAGGCAGCCAUCUCAAGCACAGAAGCAGUUUUGAAUAACCGGUUUAUUAAGAUGUAUUGGCACAGACAAGGGCCUGCUCAUCAAACGCAAGCUCCAGCAUCUGCAAAUAUAUUUGCAAAGACUGUAACCAAAGUACCAAUAAAAGAAAGGCUGGGUUUUAUUGCGAAGCACACAACUGCAACCACCGAAAAGGUCUUAUCCACAUCUACUGGACUUACAAAAACGGUUUACAACCCGGAAGCUUUGAAAGCCAUACAGAAAUCUGUUGUCUAUUCCAAGUCAGUUGACAUCAGUGAAGCACAGAAAAGGAAACAGGAAACACUGAAACUUCAGCAAGAUGUAAGGAAGAAAAAGCAAGAGAUUUUGGAAAAGCACAUAGAGACACAGAAGAUGCUUAUAUCUAAACUUGAGAAAAAUAAGACCAUGAAGGCUGAGGACAAAGCCGAAAUCUUGAAAACUCUGCAAACCUUGACUAUUGCCAUUACAAAAUUAAGAGAUGAACUAAAGGCUGUGUCAUCUACAGGAACGGCUCUUAAGAGUAACAGAAGUAAAGUUCAGAUGCAGAAAGAGCUACUUGACACUGAACUUGACUUGUACAAAAAAAUUCAGGCCGGUGAAGGUGUUGCGGAGUUAAGGAAAAAAUAUAUGGAGUUGCAGCUUGAGGCUGCAAAACGGGGCAUCCUGUCUUCUGGGCACGGAAGAGGGACACAUAUGCGGGGAAGAGGAAUGGCACGUGGAAGAGGGAGAGGAAGAGGUCGAGGUCGAGGCCGAGGCAUUUCAGUUCAUUCUGUGUUAGAUCAUCGUCCAAGAGCUUUAGAGAUAUUUGGGUUUACUGAAGGUGAAAGGGAAGAUCUCCUUCCUCAUUUUGCACAAUAUGGAGAAAUUGAAGACUGUCAAAUAGAUGACUCAUCUCGCCGUGCAAUAAUUACCUUCAAAACCAGAGCAGAAGCAGAGGCAGCUGCAGUCCAUGGAGUACAUUUCAAAGGGCAGGACUUAAAGUUAGGAUGGCAUAAACCGGUACCUAAUGCCUGCAUCACAGAGGUGGAAGAUGCAGAACAAGAAGAGGAAGAAUUUCAGGAAGAUUCUGUUGUGGAUGACUCUUUACUACAGGAUGAUGAUGAAGAGGAAGAUGACAAUGAACCUAGAUCUUGGAGAAGAUAAAGGAGUUCACCUAUCGCUCAGCUGUAAACAUUACAUCUGAUAUUGAGAUCACCUAAUGCGCUUUUCCAUCGGACGUUUUCAGCUUGUCUGUGGACAUAUAUAGCGGACACUUGGUUUAGAAAUCUCAUCUAAGACUGGAAAGCCUUCUGUUGUCACAUUUCAGUUAAUGGUUUAAUGCAUUAUAAUACAAAAUGCAACAUUUAUUAGCACACUUUUGCUGGCUGUACAAUUUUUGGUUUAAGUUUUAAUUUAAAAACAAAUUAACUUGUCAAGUGCAAGUUGAAAAUAUUCACGAUAACACAAUUUGCUUUAAACUCUGUGGAAGUUUUGAGAAGUCUAGACAAAUACUAAACAAAAAUCUCAGUUGUUAUAUUUACAUAAUACAUAGUGUUAUGCAUAGGCUUUACUAUGUAGUAGCCUUUCUGUUCACUUUAUUUUGUGUACGUAUUUUACGUAUGGGUUUUAAUAACAUUGUACAAUUGCUUUGCAUAUGUCUUUGCAACUAUAGUAUGUUGAAAAAGAAAUAAAUGGAAUGGGCAAAAAAAAAAGUAAAAAAAAAAUGACAAUGUGGAUUUGUUGGCAAAUAAACCAAAAAAUGGAAAAAAAAAAGAAAAAUUAAAAAAAAAAAAAGAGGAAAAAAAGAAAACUAGGAAAAGAAAAAAAUAAUCUAACCAUUCCAGUGGUUGUCUCAUCCCAAUACUUGUAAAUAUCUUGCUGUUAUGUCAAAUUAAAACUUUACCAUAACAAGUACAAAAUCCUGUUUUAUGAAAAGUGCAUUGCUUUCAAAUGGUGAUUUCCAAAAAGCUCUUAAUUGCGUACAUGCUGGCGUUGGUGGACGCUGAAGAUUCCUAUCCUGCAGGCUUAAACUUAAUUUGAUUUUGUGCCUUAAGACCGUCAUGUUAUCUGACAUGGUGUUCAAGAACUACUUGACAAAGGUUGGCUGUGGAUGGUUUCUGUGAACUCAUCUGGAAAUUAAACCUAUAAUUUUUAUCCA